AAUUAAGAGAAAACAUGGGCUCUCUGAACUAUUGAUAUCAGCCCAAAUCAUCUAUGAAACCCUGAGAGUACAAUAGUUAGGGGUUUCAUUUUUUUCACUCUCUCUCGCUCAACCUCUCUCGCUCAGCUCUUCCAUUCCAAAUUUUACGGCAUCCAUCUUGGGCUGGUUGGAGGAGGAGAAGCUCAUUAAUAAUGAUAGUUUGUCUACAAACUAGCGUGAGAUGAAUAAGCAUCUACCAAUAUAUUAUAUUUUUAUUAUUGGAAUUUUGUUCCAAUCAAGAAAAUUAUACUUGUGGGGCUCGAUGACACGUCAGUAAUCCCAUCCCAUGUGGUCGGUUGUAAGAUCCCGAAGCUUCUCUUGUUCUGCUGCAACUCAGCAAUGGAAGCUAAGGUUUUCAAUGCUCAAUCGCUCUCUUUCUUCUUCUUCUUCUGAAGGAAUUCGUGAAGGAGAGUUACUUCAAUUGGACGAAGUGGAGACAAUCCUCAGAGAUGUUAAAGCUGAUAAUGUCAAGGUUAUUCCCAUACCAAAGCACUGCCAUUUUGCCGAUUUCAUGGUUGUUGCUACUGGAAGAUCUGCUUGGCACGUUCGUAACAUUGCUCAAGCCCUAAUUUACAAGGUUAAGCAGAAGCAAAAAGGAUCAAAGAGAAUGUUGUUACCUAGCGUGGAAGGUCAAGAAGGGGGGAACUGGAUUGUAAUCGACUCUGGCAAAUUAGUAAUUCAUGCCUUUGAUGAGAAAGUGAGAGCAUACUACAACUUAGAGAAGCUUUGGAGCAAAGAUGCAUCAAACCAGGACCACGAUCUUGUCCGGCGUCAGGAUCUGAACAAGGCCUUUUCGGAGGUUCUCCCUAAGAAUCCCUAAGAAUAACUCUAAGAAACGGCCCUCUACAAGUGCCUUUGACCUAUGAGCUUUAGCAUGGAAAUUAGCUGUCAUGUUGACUGAUAAAUCCAGCCUCUUCAUGGAAAUGCUUUCUUUUGGAACUUGUUGUAAGUUCAAAGCUUGUAAAUUCCAUUUUCAUUGUGAGUAUGAUUUUGAUAAUGGUAUCCAUUAAACCAUUGAGGUGUACAUUCUCAAAAUAUGUCACAAAGCAGCAGCAAAGCCUUUGGCGUGUAAUAAUUAUUCCAGUUGAAGUAUCCAAAGUUUUUCUUUAACAAAUAUUUUCAUGU
Messenger RNA from Capsicum annuum, 1164 nucleotides. Its product is annotated as protein Iojap-related, mitochondrial. Gene Ontology annotation, molecular function: ribosomal large subunit binding. NCBI's taxonomy places the organism in Eukaryota, Viridiplantae, Streptophyta, Magnoliopsida, Solanales, Solanaceae. The transcript is spliced from 6 exons. Gene Ontology annotation, biological process: negative regulation of ribosome biogenesis; negative regulation of translation. Bases 326 to 859 code for a protein of 177 amino acids. The record is from RefSeq and is a predicted model, not a curated record.